AUGAGUACUAUCCAGAAUAUCAAAAACUUCAUCCGGCACGGAAAACAAGCGCGCCUCGUGACCCCUCAUUCGGAACCGACUACCGACGUAUCCGCGGUCCACGCCGAACCACAGCCCCCCUCUUCCAGCCAAUUUUCUCCAGGUCUACUCGAGGCCUACGAUGCCGAUCUCAGGGGAAAUGGGCAAGCCGGAUCCCAAAAGUUAUCGGAAGCCCAGGUCCGCAAAGCCCGGUCGCUCGAGAUUGAACGUCUAGUCGCUGAGGAAAACUCCAACCGCUCCAAAAUGCCUCAGUAUCCCGGUUUAGAGCGCUGGAUCUUGGUCGAGAAGAUGGGCGACGGUGCCUUUAGUAAUGUGUAUCGCGCCAAGGACUCUACAACGGAGUACGGCGAGGUCGCUAUCAAAGUUGUGCGCAAGUUUGAAAUGAACAGCAAUCAGGUAGGGUGGCCGGCCGGUCUUUUUCCUUUCUAUCUUUCCUUGGUUAUCAGCGUCUGCUGCAAGCGUGCGAAUAUUCUCAAAGAGGUUCAGAUUAUGCGCAACCUCGACCACCCCAAUAUUGUCAAAUUGAUUGAUUUCUCCGAGUCCCGCCAAUACUACUACAUUAUUCUCGAACUCUGCCCCGGCGGCGAGCUUUUCCAUCAAAUCGUGCGAUUGACUUAUUUCAGCGAGGAUCUUAGUCGCCAUGUCAUCACGCAGGUCGCCAAGGCGAUUGAAUAUCUUCAUGAAACUUCAGGCGUUGUGCAUCGAGACAUUAAGCCCGAGAACUUGUUGUUCUACCCAGUCCCCUUUGUUCCUAGUCAAAGACCCAAGCCUAAACAACCCGGCGAUGAAGAGAAGGAAGACGAGGGCGAGUUCAUCCCCGGACUCGGAUCCGGUGGCAUUGGGAAAAUCAAGAUUGCCGACUUUGGUCUUUCCAAGGUAAUUUGGGACAGUCAGACAAUGACUCCAUGUGGUACCGUUGGCUAUACGGCGCCCGAAAUCGUGAAGGACGAGCGAUACUCUAAGAGUGUGGACAUGUGGGCCAUGGGCUGUGUGCUUUACACCCUGCUGUGUGGUUUCCCUCCAUUUUAUGAUGAGAGCAUCCAAGUGCUCACCGAAAAGGUCGCGCGUGGCCAGUACACCUUCCUAUCUCCCUGGUGGGAUGACAUCUCCAAGUCGGCCCAGGACUUGAUUUCGCACCUCCUCACAGUCGAUCCUGAAAAGCGCUACACCAUCAAGGAAUUCCUCGAUCACCCUUGGAUUCGACAGACCGAUGAGGAAACCACUGCGGCUGCCGAUGCACCUCCUCUCGCAACUCCGUUUGGCCAGGUCCGCGAAACUGGACCAGGCCAGAAACUGGAUCCCGCGGGAGCCGACCAAGCCCCAUACCAGCCUGCCAGCUCUCGUAUGCUAGACCUUCCCGCAGUGACUCCAGAUCGCCGCAUGGACUUCCGUUCACCAGGCGCCUUCAACCUUCGGGAAGUUUUCGAUGUUGGUUAUGCCGUACAUCGACAAGAAGAGGAAGGUAAACGUCGUCGAAAUGCACGUCAAAACCCUGCCGCGGGUUUCUCCUCUGCCCUCGGUUCCCUCAACGAGGACUACGAUGAUGAGUAUGACUACCGGCCCCAAGGCAACUCAGGUCAACCGCCCUCCAAGGCCGCCAAAUCAUCAGGUCAGUCGGGCGAUUUAGCCGGUAUGGAAGCUAAGCUUCGAUCCACAAACCUCGGCGCCCAGAGCAGUGCUGCCCAGGCACGCCAAGCGCACAAACCACGCCAACAAGGCUACGGCCAACACGAUGCAACCGUGGCCGCAGCUGCAAAGAGCAGCAUCGGUCGCAAAGCCGCUCAGCCAUUCGAACUCAGUUUGGACGGUGCCACCCUCCUUGAAAAGCGGGGGCGUCGCAACAAACAGCAACCGGUGGCAUGA
Molecule: messenger RNA, 1902 nt
Organism: Penicillium chermesinum
Lineage: Eukaryota; Fungi; Ascomycota; Eurotiomycetes; Eurotiales; Aspergillaceae
Product: serine/threonine-protein kinase
Exons: 3
Coding region: 1-1902 (633 amino acids)
Biological process (GO): mitotic DNA damage checkpoint signaling; protein phosphorylation
Cellular component (GO): nucleus
Molecular function (GO): ATP binding; protein serine/threonine kinase activity
Source: RefSeq, a predicted model, not a curated record